This is a messenger RNA of Chelonoidis abingdonii (Abingdon island giant tortoise), 3978 nucleotides long. The record is from RefSeq and is a predicted model, not a curated record. NCBI's taxonomy places the organism in Eukaryota, Metazoa, Chordata, Testudines, Testudinidae.
AUGUCAGUGCUGGCACCGAGCCGUGGAUUCAGCGUGGAGGUGGAGGGACCCAUCACCUUCCAGAAGGCUGCCGCGGGGUUCGGGCAGACCGUGGUGCAGUUUGGGAGUGCCAGCACCGGGGGGCUGAUCGUCGGGGCCCCGCUGCAGAUGAGAGACAUGAAUGAAACCGGCAAAGUCUACAAGUGCGACCCGAGCUCCGGACAAUGCCAGGAGAUCCAAAUCCAGAGGCCCCCUGAUGCUGUGAAGAUGUCCCUUGGUUUGUCUCUGGCUGCCCGGGGCUCCCAGAUCCUGGUGUGCGGCCCCACAGUGCACCAGGCCUGCGGGGAGAACAUGUAUGUCAAAGGCUAUUGCUUCCUCCUGGACCAGAGCCUCCAACAGCUCCGGCACAUCCCGGACAGUCUACCAGAGUGCCCCAAACGCCCCACAGAUAUCGUGUUCCUCAUCGACGGCUCAGGCAGCAUUAAUUCCCGUGACUUUGAAACGAUGAAGACGUUUGUCAUCGAGGUCAUAAGGCGUUUCCAUGGCACUGAUACGCUGUUUGCCCUCAUGCAGUUCUCCAGCAUUUUCCAGGAGCACUUUGACUUCAACAAGUUCAAGAGCACCCACAACAUAGAUUCACUCGUCCAUCAAGUUAGACAGCUCGAAGGAGCUACCUAUACAGCCAAAGCCAUCCAGAAAGUGGUGAAGGAGCUGUUCGUCUCAUGGAAAGGAUCCCGGGAUGGAGCUGCCAGGAUUCUCAUUGUGGUAACAGACGGCAUGGAAAAUGAUUACCUUCAAUACUCAACUGUGAUUCCAGAGGCAGAGAGAGCUGGGAUCAUCCGCUACGCCAUUGGGGUCGGCAAUGCCUUCUCCUGGUAUCAUGGCCAGCAGGAGCUCCAUGAGAUCGCCUCUAAUCCCACCGACGAGCACAUCUUCCAGGUGAAUGAUUUUGAUGCCCUCCGGGGCAUCCAGAACCAGCUGCAGGAGAAGAUCUUUGCCAUUGAAGGCACCCAGUCCCAAAGCGGCAGCUCCUUCCAGCUGGAGAUGUCUCAGGAUGGAUUCAGCUCCCUGCUGUCCCCUGAUGGGCCUGUGCUGGGAGUGGUGGGAGCCUAUGACUGGUCCGGUGGGGUAUACGUGUACGGGAGCAGCAGGGAGCCGAGCUUCAUGAAUGUGUCCAGAACCUCUGGGGACAUGAAAGAUGCUUACCUCGGUUAUUCAGUUCAGGUCAUCACAUCCCAGGGGCGGAGCAGCUAUGCGGUUGGGGCCCCUCGCCACAAUCACAUUGGCAAAGUCAUCCUAUUCAGGCAAGAUGACAAGCAUGGAGGAUGGCGGAUGGAAACCGAGGUGCUGGGAGAGCAGGUUGGCUCAUAUUUCGGGGGUACACUGUGCGCUGUGGACCUCGACAGAGAUGGGAACACGGACCUAGUUCUGAUCGGAGCCCCCAUGUACUAUACACCUCUGAAUGGAGGGCGCGUCUAUAUCUGCCCGAUUAACCAGCAGGGGGUGAUGACACUGAUCUGCACCAAGACACUGCAAGGACAGGCGGAGCAGGCAUUUGGGCGCUUUGGGGCCAGCAUGUCUGAAAUCGGGGACAUCAGCGGGGACAGACUGAUGGACGUGGCCAUCGGGGCCCCCAUGGAGAAUGACAAUCAUGGGGCCUUGUACAUCUUCCAUGGGGAAAAAAGAGGCCUCAGUCCCCAGUACAGACAGCGCAUCGAGGGGUCGCUGUUUCCCAGCAGGCUGCACUACUUUGGCCAGGCCGUCAGUGGCGGGACAGACCUGACGAGGGAUGGACUCCCAGACAUCGCAGUGGGAGCACAAGGGCAGGUCCUGCUGCUGAGGUCCCGGCCGGUGCUCAAAGUUGUGGUCUCCAUCAGCUUCCAGCCCCCCACCAUCCCCACCUCGGCCUUCGACUGCCAGGGGCAGGAGCAGCUCAACACCGAGGCCAGCAUGGCAGAGGUCUGCUUCACCAUCACUAAGAGCACCAAGGACAGCCUAGGCAACAGUAUCUCCAGCACCAUCCAGUACAGCCUGGCCCUGGACCCUGGGCGGACGAAGAUCCGAGCAGCCUUCGACACCACCAGCCCCGUCCUGAGCAAGGAGCUGCAGCUCGGCAUCGAGACAAGAUGUGAGAAAUACCGGAUAACGUUACCUCUGUGCCCAGAGGACACCGUGACCCCCAUCACUCUGCGUCUCAACUACACCUUGACGGGGGAGCCCAUCACUGCUGCCGGCAGCCUCAGACCCAUCCUGAGUGAGGACUCCGCGCCAGUGUCUGCAGGCUCGCUCCCGUUUCAGAAGGACUGUGGCACAGAUGGCCGCUGCGAUGACCAGUUAGAAAUCUCCUUCAGUUUCUCUGGCUUGAGCAUCCUGGUGGUGGGGGUCACCCCUGAACUCAACACCACCGUCUCCAUCCAGAACCGAGGGGAGAAUUCCUACAGCACCACAGUGCGGUUCUUCUACCCGGCUGCACUGUCCUACCGCCGAGUCGUGCUACUCCAGUCUAACAGGAGGGCUGUGGCCGUUAGGUGCAGCUCGGCCGUGGGCUCGGAGGAGCAGACUCAGAGGAACAGCACCUGCCAUGUCAACCACCCCAUCUUCUGGAGCGGGGCCGAGGUAGGGACGGGCCCUGGCCUGGUUCCACAUCACUACUUUAUCGUUCCAUUAUCCUUGUUUGGAUUCCCUCCAGUGUACAAUAUCUCUAUCACAAGGAAGCACAAACUGUACACAGGACUCCAAGGAGUCCUGGUUUACCUCGCCUUCCCUGGAAACAACAACACCCAGCCCCAGCUGGCUCAGUGCAACAGUGAAGCUGAAACACCUGGUUCAAAGGACUUUGUGAAGCAGAUGAGCGAGCGUCCUGUGCUGGACUGCUCUGUGGCCACCUGUAAGAAGAUCCGGUGCAGAAUCGCCUCCCUGGAAAUGCAGCAGCCACUGGAGUUCAUGAUCAAAGGAAGUGUCAGCUUCCAGUGGGUCUCCCAGACUCAGCAGCAGAAAGUGAGUCUGGUGAGCGAGGCCCAGAUUGACUACGAGGAGAAGAAAUACACCCAGAAGGAGGGAUUCGUCCAGCGCCAGGUGCAGACGGUGGUGGAGCGCUCCGAGGUCUAUAACUACCUGCCUAUCAUCGUGGGCAGCAGCGUGGGGGGCCUGGUCCUGCUGGCUCUCAUCACUGCAGCCCUCUACAAGCUUGGCUUCUUCAAGCGCCAGUACAAGCAGAUGAUGGAGGACGGUGUGGAGGGCGAGGGGCCUGGCCCGACCCAGAGCACUGCCACUGGAAACCCCCCCGUUUCCGAUGCCCCCGAACAGUAGCCCCCUCCCAUGUGCCAAUGACCCCAGCUUUGCCUCUCUCUGGGCUGCUCCAGAGUCACCCCGGCCCCCUUAUGUUGCCACCUCCAAGAUGCAGAAAGACUGGCCACUGGCCACCCUCCCACCAACAAAACACGUCCUAGUGCCAACUAGAGCCAAUCAUUACUCAGAUUAGACUUGGCCGAAUUCUACUGAUCUGUUUAUAAUUUUGAUGGAGAAUUAUCCAGUGUAAUUGUCCUGAAAGCAGCCUUAGUGACACUGGUAUUCCCACGAGUUUUAUACACACUAUGUCGGGACUCUAAGUUCUCCCACAACAAUUUUGGUUUGCUGUAUAGAGGCAUGUUUUGAUUAUCGAUGGAAAUAUUGUGUCGCUUGUUUGUGUGUGUGUGGUGAAACUGGUGUUUGCUGGCAAUUACCCUCUGCCCACCCUCCCCAUGUAGUUCACUCUUCCUGAAGUGAAAAAGGCAAUAUUCGCUUGAUUGCUGAGGAAGCAGGCCUGACCUAUAUGGUUUGGUCGGGAAGGCUGCUGAAGGCAUGUGGUGAGACUCUUUGGUUGACUCUGAUACAGUUUUGUUAAAUUAGGCGCUAGUAAACUUUUCAUCUUUUAUUUUCUUUGUAACUUCCUGGCUUUUAUGCCUCAUUUCUUGGACUCCCUUAAAAUCUCUUUGUAGUUAAUAAACUUGUUUUAUCUAA